AUGAGCUCCAUCACCGACCGAGCUGCUAGUUUCCUCUCUCGGGUUAAUCCGCUCAAGGACCCUCACUUCGCCCAAGACGCUUCGCGGGCGCUUCAAAUAAAUUAUGGGCCCGUCUCGAUCCUCGCUGCCUUUGCUGGAUCACACCUCCUACUGCAGCACCGUCUGCCUAUGGUCUUUUACGGUCUCGAUAACAACGUAUACCCACGUGACGAUCUUCGCAUCAAUGGCGACAAGCACGUCGCCUCGGGCAAGAUCACUCCUGCUCAACUUCGUCGUCUCAAACGAUGGGAGGCAGCUCACUACAACGCCAUCGAGAACCUGCCCAUUUUCAUCGGCACCAUCUUGUCGCUGCAGCUGGCUGGCGCUUCCAACCGCCUUAUCAACCGUGUCGCUGGUAUUUACCUCGCUGCUCGCGCUGCCUUUGCUACGCUCUACAUCACCGUCGAAGAUCCCACGCUUGCCUGGGGCCGUACCAUUGCUUGGUGGACCGGCAAUAUCACUUGCAUCUACGGUCUCGUUCAGGCCGCCAAGCAUCUCAAUCACGGCGUAGCAGCUGGCACUGUCGCUCUUUAG
Mycosarcoma maydis (corn smut) is the source of this 573-nucleotide messenger RNA. RefSeq lists its product as uncharacterized. The record is from RefSeq and is a predicted model, not a curated record. Bases 1 to 573 code for a protein of 190 amino acids. Lineage: Eukaryota; Fungi; Basidiomycota; Ustilaginomycetes; Ustilaginales. The transcript has a single exon. Gene Ontology annotation, cellular component: membrane.